Molecule: messenger RNA, 3922 nt
Organism: Spirometra erinaceieuropaei
Lineage: Eukaryota; Metazoa; Platyhelminthes; Cestoda; Diphyllobothriidea; Diphyllobothriidae
Source: the annotation of a GenBank genome assembly
AUGACGGCUGAAAAGGGCGACUUGGCCGCCACCUCGCCACAGGCGUCCGCUUCAGAAGAACUGACCGGCGAUGCCGGUAAUGAUGGAGAUCCGUCCUCGCAGGAGGAGGAGGCCGUCGCUGCCACUGACGUGCCCGGUGGUCCUGUGAGGCUGCCGCAGAAGCGGAUGUACCGGCAGCGUGCUCACUGCAAUCCCUGGUCCGAUCACACCUUCGACUACCCUGUCCGCCCAGACACAUUCGACUGGAGCGCCCUCUACGGCGGCGACUCUGACCGCCCCGUCACUAUUGUCGACGUAGGCUGUGGUUAUGGUGGUCUUCUGUUCCAGCUAGCCACAACCUUCCCAGAAUCUCGUUCUCUGGGUAUGGAAAUUCGCCUCAAGGUUGUCGACUAUGUCCAGGUAGGCGAGGCAACCUUUCUGUCAAUUCAGAAUUCCGUCUUGGCGACUAUUUCUGUUUCUACAACUCCCCAGUCAUUACGAUUCUUCUUGCUAAGCACCACAGCUUGAUCGAUCUUCGGUUCCCUGCUGACCGACAGCUUUAUCAGUCAGCCGUUUAAGUCACGUGAUUCACCAGUGACAGUUCUCGUUUAUGUAGCCGCAACCUCGUCACUUUCCAUGUUCUCCCCACAGACUUCUGUUCACCUUUUGCGCUGCAUCCCAAAUUUGCCUUCCUUUUUAGUCGAAGAUUAAAGCUCUGCGCCAGAAUCAUCCCGGAUCCUAUCAAAACAUUGCCUGUAUUCGGACAAAUGCUAUGAAGUACCUCCCCAAUUACAUCAAAAAGGUAACUUGCAUUUGCAGACUUAAUUGGAUGCCUUUUUUGAGUCAGCAGUCUCCUUUCGCACCCCUUCUUUUGUAUUUCAACUUCUCGACAUGAUCGGGCAUCAUUUUGUUGCAUCCAAGGUACCAAUUCAGAAGACGAAGAUGUGAUCAAUUGAAUAAGAAAUUUAUUUGCCUGACGUUUCGGAUUCUCCCUCGAAUCCAUCAUCAGAGACAUUCGCAGAUAAAGGUGAUGGUGGCACCAGGAGUGCAGUAUUUAUAGCACGUGGCUGCCGUGGGACCAUGUGCGCCCUGUAAUUAACAGCCUCGCAAUCACCACUGGGGUCGUAGCUGACGCGAUGGUGACUUGUCAGCCCACGUCCGAGUCGUUAAUUGCCGUGAUUUCGUUAUCAGUGCUGGAUGCUGGUGCGACGACUGCUCUGCAAAUUGGCUCACUGUCACUGGGAUUGUUGCUCACCCGCGCCCUCCCCACGUGACUGAUUCUCCUGCCCAGGGAAAAUCUCAGCACGGAAUAUGGUACCGGGAAGUCAAUUCGCUUGUUCAUGGAUUGCGAGCCUGAGAACCAUGACUCGAGCAGCUCGCGGCUCACGCGGUUGUCACCCCUUGCGAGGUUUUCGGCCUCUUGAAACUUGAAAAUAUGGCCGGGUCCCAUCGAAUGAGACUCCACCUGAGAGCUAGCGUCUCCCCGCCUCACUGCUGCUGCGUGCUCGGCAAUUCGCGUACGGAGUAAUCUCCCAGUUGCUUUGCCCACAACCGCACCAGAUCCAGUAAACGACUCCAGACGUUUCCUGCUGUGGCAGCGGGUCUUUUGGCCUCAUGACUUGGCGCCUAUUGGUUGCUUCUGCGACUGUCUCUGAUGAUGGGUUCGAGUGAGAAUCCGAAACGUCAGGCCAACAAGUUUCUUGUUCCACUGAUCACAUCUUCGUCUUCCAAACUGCUGCCUGGAACUCGCCUGUUCGCUUCUAUAAGGUAACAAUUUUACUCAGAAAAUUAACUUGGAUGCUUUUGUUGAGUCAGCAGUCUCCGUUCCCCCCCCCCCCUUUGUAAUUUGACUUCUCGACAUGAUUGGUCCCCACCCCAUGUUUAAAAUCCGCAUCAAUCCGGUCUAUUCCCCUUCAGGGGUCGCGGUCACAGGAUGCCCCGACUGUGACACUUCUGCUUGUCUCGGAAUUAUAGCAGAGACGACCUAAUUUGGUAGCCACCAGUGGGUCUAAAGAGGUACUUGCUGAAAAUUCUUGACAGCCAGAGAACCGUUGUUUGCAUGCUGCAAGGCGGUGGAAAUUUCCCAAGCAAACCUCCUCACGGCGCCUGUUCGAACUGCAGUCUAUAGGUGCAGGAGUGAGACUUGCGGGUGGUGAGGUAUUGGCGUCGUUCGCUUGAGCUUUUGGAUUCAUGCAUCACGCACGAAACAUCAACAGCAAGUUUUCGAUUAGCCUUAAAAUAGAGGGAUUUGUGCUGGCGGUCCUACCUAACAGUCUGCUGGCAGUUGACCCAGCAUCCUUCCCGCCAAUUAAUGUAACUUGUGCUCGGAGUGAGUAAUGUUUUAAGCAGUCUGCAGUUUUCCACGUCCUCUCUUGAUACGUGUCAUAAAGAUGCCCGAGCAUGGGGUGGCCGAUGACGGCCUUGUCUUUGUAGGUAGUUGGAUGUCCUGAAAAAAACUGAUAGAUCCCCUCACACUUCAGUUUAUCGCAAAGAAACCUGCUCAGAAGUCAUCCUACAUUUUAAGAGUAACCAUUUCGUCUCUCAAAAGAAGAUUACCGUCCAGAGCCUCCUAAACUGAGUCAAAGCACACUGCUCCGACAAAAAAGUUUUCAUGCAAAAAUGAAAUACCUCUUCAAAUUAUUUUCCCACAGCGGGUACCCGCGUGACUUUGUGCGCCAUUGCGUGAAACAUGUGGUUAAACAGAAAGGUAUUUCGAACACUACGGCCACUCAGGCACCAAAAACAUUCAACUGAUGGACUCUCUUAUACGUGAAAAAUGUAUCUGAACUCGUCGAAAGACAGCUGAAAAAACAUCAGAUACAAGUAACACACUAACCUGCAACAACCCUGUGUACACAGCUUAUACACCCUAAGGACAGGGCUGGCUAUCUCCAUAGAAAGGAUGUUGUCUACAAGAUCCCGUGCGCCAGUUGUAAUGCCGUCUAUUGUGGCCAGACCGGGAAAUCUGCCUCAACCCGCAUGCAUGAGCACCAGUUAACGGUGAAGAGACGAGAUCAUCUAUCCCAGGUGGCUAUGCACACACUGGACACGACACAAAUCUGCAUGGGAGAGCACUCGCGUUGUUGGCGCCUGCCUAAUAAGGAAAGUCCGCGAAAUCCUGUAGGCGAUGCACUCAGAUGAGGCAUGCCGAUGUAGAUGCUACGUACAAAUUUCUCAAGGACAAAUGAAAGUGAGCGCAGCCAAUGCCGAGGGGAUGACGAUAGACCAUUGAUGCGCAUUGGUGCAGGCUUCGGCCAACCACAGAAUCAGUUGUUUGACACGGUCAAGGUUAACUGUUUUUAUACAUUGCCCAGAAGUCUAGCGUUUUCCAUUUAUUUAUACAGUCUUAUUAUGGUUGAUCUACUAGGAUGGAGCGUGCACCACAGAACUGGAGCUGUUAAAUAUGCAUAGAAGUCAGUCCGCCCGAGUCAUUUUUAGAAGCCAACCGUCAGUUCGAAGUGUCUUGCCCGUUGACCACUUGUUUCCGCAAUCCCGGUCUUAGGAGAAGUCUCUCACGCUAUCCCCUCCCGCCCCCCUCAUUCUUUAGGGUCAGCUGGAGAAGAUGUUCUUUCUCUACCCGGAUCCGCACUUUAAACGGCAUAAGCACAAGUGGCGCAUCAUCUCCUGUGCCCUGCUCACCAUGUACGCCUAUCUGAUGAAGCCAGGUGGUCGCCUCUACACCGUCACCGACGUGCCCGAUCUCGCCGACUGGAUGGCGAGCAAACUGCGCGCCCAUCCACUUUUCCUCGAACGCCACCACCUGGUACUGCCCUCGCCGACGCAGACUGCGGCAUCCUGGGACAGCGCCGUGACUGUGGCCGCCGAAGCCGACCCCGCGGUCGCCCUGUUGUGCAGCGGCUGCUCCGAGGAGGCGAAAAAGGCCACCAGAGAGGGACGCGGUGCUACGGUCUCCGUUUUCGAACGCCUCCCCAACCCCGACUAG